Molecule: messenger RNA, 1149 nt
Organism: Helobdella robusta
Lineage: Eukaryota; Metazoa; Annelida; Clitellata; Rhynchobdellida; Glossiphoniidae
Exons: 10
Coding region: 1-1149 (382 amino acids)
Biological process (GO): proteasome-mediated ubiquitin-dependent protein catabolic process
Cellular component (GO): cytosol; nucleus; proteasome regulatory particle, base subcomplex
Molecular function (GO): polyubiquitin modification-dependent protein binding
Source: RefSeq, a predicted model, not a curated record
AUGAUUAAAAACAGCGUGGAUAGCAGUGAUUAUAUGAGAAAUGGUGACUUUUUACCAACAAGACUUCAUGCACAACAAGAUGCUGUUAAUCUUGUUUGUCAUUCUAAAACAAGAUCAAAUCCGGAAAAUAACGUUGGACUUAUUACAUUGUCUCGAAACACCGAAGUGUUAGUGACAUUGACAUCUGAUGUGGCAAAACUGUUGGCUAAAUUGCACCAGUUGAGGCCAAAGGGAGACAUUAAUUUCGUUUCAGGAAUUAGAGUGGCCCAUUUAGUUUUGAAACACAGACAAGGCAAAAACCAUAAAAUGAGAAUUAUAGCUUUUAUUGGCAGUCCCAUUGAAGAUUCAGAAAAAGAGCUCGUUAAAUUAGGAAAAAAGUUGAGAAAAGAAAAAGUCAACGUUGACGUCAUCAAUUUUGGCGAAGAAUCCUACAACACAGAGAAGCUGACGGCCUUUAUUAACGCUAUUAAUGGAUCAGAUGGAUCUGGUUCCCACCUUGUUACUGUUCCCUCUGGUCCUCUGUUAUCAGAUGCACUUUUAUCAUCACCAGUGAUUGUUGGUGAGGAUGGAGCAGGAGGGAUAUCAAGUGGUUAUGAAUUUGGAGUUGACCCAAACGAAGAUCCAGAGUUGGCUCUAGCUUUACGUGUUUCUAUGGAAGAGCAAAGGGCUCACCAAGAAGAAGAAGCUAGACGAGCUGCAAGAAAUGCUGCUAGAACAGUCGUUAGCACCAUACAGGAAGAAGCAUCGGAUGAAUUGCUGCUAAAACAAGCUCUUGAAAUGUCUAUGCAAAAUAAUGCUGAAAAACAGGAGAAUGUUCCUACUACUUCUAAAAGUAUAUCUGAUAUGACCGAAGAUGAACAGAUGGCUUUUGCGCUUAAAAUGUCGAUGGAAGGUGCUACUAAACUUUUUCAUCAACAACUAUCACACAUUUUUGUAGACCUUGAAAAAGCAUUUGACCGAGAAGAAACCAAAAUGGAAGAAGAUGACAUGACUGAAGUGUUGAAUGACACUGAUUUUCUGAGAAGCGUGUUAGAGGGGUUACCGGGUGUUGAUCCUCAAAGUGAGGCAGUCAAGGAAGCUGUUAGUCAAUUGUCUAAAAAUAACGAAGAACCAGAAAAAAAAAAUUCAAAAAAGAAAGAUGACAAAUAA